AACGUCUUGACUUGAUUCAUCGCCCAAUCUCGAAUGAUCGUCGCCUCACUUCUUCGCUCUCGACCAAGUACUACCACCACCACUAGCAGAUCCAUUCAUCUCGCCACUACCCUUCUGGGCAACAGAGCUACCUACGUCACCGCUAGCAAGAGCGCGCUUCGCCCUUCCUCAUCGUCUCAGCCACCUCAUCGCCGCCAGCCGCGCAACCUUCUCUCCUUUGCACUCAGCUCAUCCAUCGCAGCUGCAGCGACUGCUUUCCACACCUCAGCAACUACUUUGCAAGCACAAGCAGACGAUAGCAUGGCACCCGUAGCAGACAUCAAUGGAUCAUCACAAGCCAACAGUGGCCACUACAAGGUGGUCAUCAUCGGUUCAGGGCCUGCAGGCCAUACAGCCGCCAUCUAUCUCGCGCGUGCCGAGCUGAAGCCCAUUCUCUUCGAGGGCUUCCUUGCGAAUGGCAUUGCAGCUGGUGGUCAGCUCACCACCACAACAGACGUAGAGAACUUCCCAGGCUUCCCCGAGGGAAUCGGCGGAACAGCUAUGAUGGACAAGUUCCGUGCUCAGUCUGAAAGGUUUGGCACUACGAUCCACACGGAGACGAUCAGCAAGGUGGACCUGUCGCAGCGCCCCUUCAAGUUUUGGAGGGAGGGCAAGGAGAGCGAGGCGCCUGAGCUGGCAGACACGAUUAUCAUGGCUACGGGAGCGUCGGCGAAGAGGAUGCACAUCCCUGGUGAGGACACCUACUGGCAGAGCGGAAUCUCAGCAUGCGCCGUAUGCGAUGGCGCUGUGCCCAUCUUCAGGAAGAAGCCUCUCGCUGUUGUUGGUGGAGGAGACUCUGCGGCGGAGGAGGCGACGUACUUGACCAAGUAUGGCUCAAAGGUCUACGUCCUCGUCCGAAGAGACGAGCUGCGCGCCUCGAAGAUUAUGGCGAAGCGUCUGCUCAACCAUCCGAAGAUUGAGGUCCUCUUCAACACUGUGCCCGUCGAGGCAAAGGGGGACGGCGAUUUGCUCAACGCUCUCCGCAUCAAGUCGACAAAGACGGGCGAGGAGUCCGAUCUUCAAGUCAACGGUCUCUUCUACGCCAUCGGGCACGUGCCGGCAACUUCCCUUGUCAAGGACCAGGUCGAUUGUGACGAGGAUGGAUACAUUGUGACGAAGCCGGGGACCACAGAGACGAGCGUCAAGGGUUUCUUCGCGGCGGGUGACGUGCAGGACAAGAAGUACAGGCAAGCGGUCACCUCGGCGGGCAGUGGGUGCAUUGCGGCGCUCGAGAGCGAGAGAUUGCUCGCUGCCGAGGAGGAGGCGGAUCCCGUCACGAUUGCGGCGGCUGAGCAUUACACUGGCACGGACAAGGAGUAAAGAGGGAAAGCGUGGUGAUGUGGUUCUUUUUUAGAUGACGUCCUGGCUGUCAAUCCAGUACCAUGCCUUUGCAAGACGAAACUUCGAUCCAUGCUGAUGCUGAAUACGAUUGCAGACUGCCAAAAUGCUGCUCUACUCCCAAAGCA
Jaminaea rosea is the source of this 1505-nucleotide messenger RNA. RefSeq names its product thioredoxin reductase. Gene Ontology annotation, cellular component: cytoplasm. The record is from RefSeq and is a predicted model, not a curated record. Gene Ontology annotation, biological process: removal of superoxide radicals. Lineage: Eukaryota; Fungi; Basidiomycota; Exobasidiomycetes; Microstromatales. Gene Ontology annotation, molecular function: thioredoxin-disulfide reductase (NADPH) activity. The transcript is spliced from 2 exons. Bases 34 to 1359 code for a protein of 441 amino acids.